Messenger RNA from Artibeus jamaicensis (Jamaican fruit-eating bat), 2545 nucleotides. It is a transcript of the gene PIGK, whose product is annotated as phosphatidylinositol glycan anchor biosynthesis class K. The record is from RefSeq and is a predicted model, not a curated record. Gene Ontology annotation, molecular function: GPI-anchor transamidase activity. Gene Ontology annotation, cellular component: GPI-anchor transamidase complex. Bases 31 to 1221 code for a protein of 396 amino acids. NCBI's taxonomy places the organism in Eukaryota, Metazoa, Chordata, Mammalia, Chiroptera, Phyllostomidae. The transcript has 11 exons. Gene Ontology annotation, biological process: attachment of GPI anchor to protein; proteolysis; protein localization to cell surface.
UUCAGGUGCGGGAGGCUCAAGCCUGCCAAUAUGGGUGCCACCUGCAUUUUCUUCAGGGGUGUGACUGCCCUGGCAGGGUUGUUGCUCCUGUCCUUCGGCAGCUGGGCCACUAAGCAGACCGAGGAUCAAGCAGAACAGUUCUUUAGAAGUGGCCACACAAACAACUGGGCUGUUUUGGUGUGUACAUCCAGAUUCUGGUUUAAUUAUCGACAUGUUGCAAAUACUCUUUCUGUUUAUAGAAGUGUGAAGCGGCUAGGUAUUCCUGACAGUCACAUUGUUCUGAUGCUUGCAGAUGACAUGGCCUGCAACCCCAGGAACCCCAAACCAGCCACAGUAUUUAGUCACAAGAAUAUGGAGCUAAAUGUGUACGGAGACGAUGUGGAAGUAGAUUAUAGAAGUUACGAGGUAACUGUGGAGAAUUUUUUACGGGUAUUAACUGGGAGGAUCCCACCUAGUACUCCUCGGUCAAAACGUCUUCUUUCCGAUGAUAGAAGCAAUAUUCUUAUUUAUAUGACAGGACAUGGUGGAAAUGGUUUCUUGAAAUUUCAAGAUUCUGAAGAAAUUACCAACAUAGAGCUUGCAGAUGCUUUUGAACAAAUGUGGCAGAAAAGACGAUACAAUGAGCUACUGUUUAUUAUUGAUACUUGUCAAGGAGCAUCCAUGUAUGAGCGAUUUUAUUCUCCUAACAUAAUGGCUUUAGCUAGUAGCCAAGUGGGAGAAGAUUCACUCUCGCAUCAACCUGACCCUGCAAUUGGAGUUCACCUUAUGGAUAGAUACACAUUUUAUGUCUUGGAAUUUUUGGAAGAAAUUAAUCCAGCUAGCCAAACUAAUAUGAAUGACCUGUUUCAGGUGUGUCCAAAGAGUCUAUGUGUGUCUACUCCUGGACAUCGCACUGAUCUUUUUCAGAGGGAUCCUAAAAAUGUCCUAAUAACGGAUUUCUUUGGAAGUGUACGGAAAGUGGAAAUUACAACAGAGACUAUUAGUUUGCAGCCGGAUUUAGGAAUCAUGGAAAGCAGCUCUAAGGAAGACUGGAUGGAUGAUGAGAAACUAAUGGAACCCCUGAAAUAUGCUGAACAGCUUCCUGUAGCUCAGAUAAUACACCAGAAACCGAAGCUGAAAGACUGGCACCCUCCUGGGGGUUUUAUUCUGGGGUUGUGGGCACUCAUCAUCAUGGUUUUCUUCAAAACUUACGGGAUCAAGCACAUGAAGUUCAUUUUCUAGAUGGGGCCAUGUACAAGGAAAACUGCAUGGAAGACUACAUACAACCUUGGAUAAAAAUUUAUGUCAUAUCUUUAAAAAUAUAUAUUGAUCUUGUGUGAAUUGGCAAAGAGUAUAAGGAAACUGUAAGUUUGGUGAACUGUUAUUUUUUAACUUAAAAAUAAUUGUUAUCCUUUCACUGUUCCACACCUAAAACAAAAACAAACUAAGAGGACAGCUAGAUCAGGAGCAGAACCAUAGAAAUGGAGAUCACAUGGAGGGUGAGCAACAGGGGAGUGGGAGAAAGAGAAGGGGGGAGAAGGUACAGAGAAUAAGUAGCAUAGAUGGUAGGUAGAAAAUAGGGGGGAGGGCAAGAAUAGUAGGGGAAAUAUAGAAUCUAAAGAACUUGAGACACGCGGUCAUAAAUUAAAGGGAAUGGUGGGGGAGGGGUGUGCAGGGUGGAGGGGAAUGAAGGGGGGAAAUAGAACUGUAAUGGCAUAAUCAAUAAAAUAUAUUUAAAAAUAAAAUAUAAAAAAAUAAUUAAUGCAAGUGCUAAAUGUCAGUAAAUAUAUUUGUUUUUCCUUCAGUGUGUUAUUAAAAAGAUGGUACGAAGAGAUCAGAAUAUACUUAUUGACUCUUUCUGAGAAUAAGAAUUUCGCAUUUACCCCUUUUCAUUUGGGAAAGAAAAAAAAUGUGAAGACAUUAAGUUCUCACCAGCAGCAGAAGUAACUUCUAAUAGUAUUUUUGUGUAUGUUCUCCCAGUUUGCUUUUCUGUGUACUUAUUUUCUUUCUAAAAUAGAGGUUAUAUAAAACAUACCAUUCUGUAACCUCACUUUUCAUCUUACAGCAAGUUAUCAACCCUUUUCCUCUCCUUGGAUAUUCCUGGGGAGCACAUCGGGAAAGGCUGCAGAGCACCUAUUUUAUGCAUGUACUGUAAUUUAUUUAAGUGUUCUUUUGUUGGACCAUGUACCUUGUUCCCCAGAUUUUCCUUUCCUUCAUUAUUUACUGUGUGAAUAUUUUACUGUCAGUCACUAAUGGAAUUCUGUAGCUUUAAGUAUAAGUAAGUAUGAGACAUUAGCUUAUCUAUUGUACUGACAGUCUUUAGGACCUUAUUUGCUGUCAGUUUAUCCGGAAAACUUUAAGACCUUUGGGAAUUUCACGUACUGACUGCUCAAGAGAAACAGACCCUAUCAUUUUAUUUUUCUAAGCAUUCAUUCAUUCUCUGAUCCUCCAGAAUUGAUCACUUUUGCUUUAGUUUCCAUUGUCAAAGAGACAUUUUUUAAAAAUUCUGUUUAGGGUAAACCUUACCCUCUGCUGGAUUCACCAGUUUUUUAAAAAAUAUUUAUUU